Quercus lobata is the source of this 1107-nucleotide messenger RNA. Its product is annotated as GDSL esterase/lipase 2-like. The coding region runs from base 1 to 1107 and encodes 368 amino acids. Gene Ontology annotation, molecular function: lipase activity. Gene Ontology annotation, biological process: lipid metabolic process. The record is from RefSeq and is a predicted model, not a curated record. The transcript has 5 exons. NCBI's taxonomy places the organism in Eukaryota, Viridiplantae, Streptophyta, Magnoliopsida, Fagales, Fagaceae.
AUGAUGAUCAGUUUAAGGUUCUAUUUUUUGGUUUUGUAUGCAAGCAUUACUAUCCCAACCCAAUGCCUUGGUGAUAUCUGUCUGCCAAAGAACCAUGUUGCCUUGUUCAUUUUUGGGGAUUCAGUAGUUGAUGCUGGAAACAAUAACUAUAUCAAUACCACUACUGAUUUCCAGGUAAACUUUUCACCUUAUGGGGAAAGCUUCUUCAGGUACCCAACUGGGAGACCUUCAAAUGGCCGUCUAAUUCCAGAUUUCAUUGCUGAGUAUGCAAAAUUGCAGCUAAUUCCACCAUAUCUACAUCCUGGUUAUGAGCGGUAUAUUGAUGGGGCUAACUUUGCUUCAAUUGGAGCUGGUGCUCUUGAUGAAACUCGUCGAGGAUUGGUGAUAAGCUUGAACGCUCAACUCAAUUAUUUCAACAACUUGGAAAAUCUAUUGAGGCAAGAACUAGGUGAAAAGGAAGCAAAGGUCUUACUAGACAGAGCUGUUUACUUUUUUAGCAUUGGAAGCAACGAUUAUUUUGUAACCAUCAACUCAAACACCAGCUUGCUACAAUCCUACUCUAAAGAAGAAUAUGUGAAUUUGGUGAUUGGCAACUUGACAAAUGUGAUCAAAGAAAUAUAUAAGAAAGGAGGAAGAAAAUUUGUGUUCCUUGGCUUGGGACCAUGGGGUUGUUCCCCGCUUUUUAAAGCACUAGUAAAACCAGGAAACACAGGUGCAUGCUUAGAAGAACUUACGACACUAGUAAAACUACACAAUAAAGCACUUUCUCAAGUCCUUCCGAAGCUGGAGAGCGAGCUCAAAGGACUCAAAUAUUCAACAGCUGAUUUCUACACUUUUCUAAGUGAAAGAAUAAACAACCCUUCGAAAUAUGGCUUCACUGAAGGAAAGAUUGCAUGCUGUGGAACUGGUCCAUAUAGGGGAACUCCGAGUUGUGGAGGAAAAAGAUCUGUGAAAGAGUACGAAUUAUGUGAGAACGUUAAUGAUUAUGUGUAUUUUGACUCUGGUCAUCCUUCCGAAAAGGCCUACCAGCAAUUUGCAGAGCUAAUUUGGAGUGGAGCUCCCAAUGUCUCAGGACCUUACAAUCUCAAAACAUUGUUUGAACACUAA